This is a messenger RNA of Vicia faba (fava bean), 1740 nucleotides long. Lineage: Eukaryota; Viridiplantae; Streptophyta; Magnoliopsida; Fabales; Fabaceae. The record is from the annotation of a GenBank genome assembly.
AUGAAGCGUAAACGUGGACAUAAGAAAGGAAAAUCAAAGGGUAGCACCAACCUUGUAGUCCUUAGAAAUGAAGAGGAUCAAAACAAUUCAGAAGCUUCUGGUUUUGAUGUUGGUAAUGAUAAUAAAGAAGAUAACUCUGGUAUGGAAGUUGACACGCCGUCUUCCACUGGUACAGAUCAGCGUAGCAAUCUUGCUAACGUGAAUCCCGAUGGUUUUGGCACGAAGUCGAUUGGACGUGUUAAGGUGAAGCUUAGGACACCAAAAAUGUUGGACUCUCAACCAAACUCGUCUGAUGCUCCUUCGCAAAGUGAUACUGAUAGGAGUAGUCAGCAACAUGGGCUGGAGAGACAUAGUGUGAAUGGCGAUAGAAUUGAAGAUAGUGUGAGUUCGUUGCCUCAUAUUAAGUUUGGUGCUUCGUCAAAGAAAGCUGGUAGCAUAAAGAUUAAGUCUUCAAAGGGUUUGGGAUUAAAUUCUGACCAGACAAGCAAGACUUUACCAGUUUCCUCGGAGAUUGCUGUCUACCUAAGAGAAAGGAAAGCACCUCCGGUUAAUCCCAGUUAUCAUAAGCAAGAAUUGGAUACCUCCUUAAUGAUUAUAAGGAAGGUAAUGAAAAUGGAUGCGGCUGAACCCUUCAAUGUUCCUGUUAAUCCGGAAGCUCUGGGAAUUCCUGAUUAUUUCGAUAUCAUUGAUACACCAAUGGAUUUUGGAACUAUAUGCAGCAACCUUGAAAAGAAUGGCAAGUAUAUGAAUUCGGAGGAUGUCUAUAAUGAUGUAAAAUACAUUUGGGAAAACUGCUAUAAGUAUAACAAUAAGGGUGACUAUAUCGUGGAUCUUAUGAGGCGAGUAAAGAAGAACUUUAUGAAGUACUGGACUGCUGCUGGGUUAUACACUGAACAGCCAAAAGGGACCAAAGCAGAAGAUAUUGCACUUUCUGGUGAUGGAAAAGUAGGGAAAAGUGGCCAGUUGAAGCAUAAGAAAAAAAAGGGUCAUGGAAGACACCAUAAACAUGAUUGUUUAUGUGCAAUUUGUGUGCUAAAGCGUCGUAGGAAAGAACGGGAGGAGAAUGACCGAAUUGCAAAAGGAAAUUUUGGGCCUGGUGGUGAUAAGCAUGUUAGAGAGAUCAAGCAAGAGGAAUCGAUACUUGGAGAUAGUCCCGGCGGGGAGGAUUCAUCUUCAAACACAGAUGAAACGGCGGGUACUGACGGAGAUGCUGAUGAAGACAAAGGAGACGUUACAAAGAUGGGGACUAGUGAGAAGCAUCGCAGCCCUUUUGAGGGAAGGCAUGAGGUCAAUGAAGUUAACGAUGACGAUGAUGAUGAUGGGAUGGAGGAAGAUGACCGUGGCCCAGAGAAUGCGGAAGAGGAGGAGGAAGAUGACGAUGGAGAAGAUGAGGAAGAGAUUGAAAUGGACAGUGAGAAGAGACAGAUGGAUGGAACCUUGGCAGAGAAAUCGGAACUUGGAGACAUAACCGGUCUUCAUGAUGAAUAUAAAGCGCAACUAGAAGGACAAGCAGCAGAGUUCCAACAACUCAAGAAGCACAAGGAACCCCAAAAUAGACAUCAAAAAGCUAAGCUACUUGAGAGCUUUUAUUCUGAAAAUCCCAUGCUUUCAAGUUUGUGUGGAACUCUCUUCCCCGAAAACAGCCAAUCUGUGUGGAGUGGUCCGCACUCGCUAAUACAUCAAAGAAAUUUGGCUCGCAGUAGUUCAAUCCACGCGGCUAUUAGGUCGUUCAUGAAGUAG